Stegostoma tigrinum is the source of this 1054-nucleotide messenger RNA. RefSeq names its product biphenyl hydrolase like (gene bphl). Lineage: Eukaryota; Metazoa; Chordata; Chondrichthyes; Orectolobiformes; Stegostomatidae. The record is from RefSeq and is a predicted model, not a curated record.
GGGCGCGGGAGUGGGUUGUUUCUGUAGAAUAUGUUGAGGUUUGCUCGCCGACCUUUGUACAAAGUGCUGCUCCCAGCCACUCUGUGUAGGGAGUGGGACUCCCGCAUGUGCAGCACAAUAAUCUCUGCAAAGAAGGAAAUUAAUGGGGUCCACCUCCACUAUCAACAAACAGGGAAAGGGGAUCAUGCUGUCCUGCUGCUCCCUGGGGCUCUGGGAAGCGGUCAGACUGACUUUGGACCUCAGCUCAAGUCUCUGAACAAAGAACGUUUCACAGUUGUUGCCUGGGACCCUAGGGGCUAUGGACAUUCCAUUCCUCCACAACGAGAGUUUCCUUUGGAUUUUUUUCACACAGAUGCAAAAGAUGCUGUGGGUUUAAUGCAGGCAUUGCACUUCAAGAAAUUUUCCCUUCUGGGUUGGAGUGAUGGUGGAAUAACAGCGCUAAUUGCUGCCUCAAAGUAUCCGGGCCUCAUUCACAAAUUGGUCGUAUGGGGUGCGAAUGCUUUUGUAACUCAGGGAGACAUAAAAAUUUACAAUGCUGUUCGAGAUGUCUCGACGUGGAGUGAGAACAUGAGGAAGCCUAUGGUGGAGAUGUAUGGGGCAGACUAUUUCGCAAAGACCUGGGCUGCUUGGGUAGAUGGCAUCAUUCAAAUUGAGAAAGAAACAAAUGGUAACAUUUGUAAAGAUCUUGUUCCACAAAUCAAAAGCCCUACACUCAUCCUUCAUGGAGAGAAAGACUCAAUGGUGCCACGAUCUCACCCAGACUACCUGCACAAGCACAUCAAGAGCUCCAGACUGCACCUGAUGGCAGAAGGCAAACACAACUUGCAUUUGCGGUUUGCUGAGGAAUUUAACAGUCUUGUGGAAGAGUUUUUAAUAUCAUGACAGUUUGUAGUGUGUGUUAACAGACAGUCAUAGCUCUGAAACUGACACACUACCAAGAAAAGCAAAUGUGCACUGUGUAACACACAGAGCACUCUUGAGCUAAUCAUCUGUGUAAUUGAACAGACCACUCUUUAAAUCAGUACAUAUUAAAAAUCAGUUUUGUUGUUCAGUA